Messenger RNA from Guillardia theta CCMP2712, 903 nucleotides. RefSeq lists its product as hypothetical. Bases 1 to 903 code for a protein of 300 amino acids. Lineage: Eukaryota; Cryptophyceae; Pyrenomonadales; Geminigeraceae. The transcript has a single exon. The record is from RefSeq and is a predicted model, not a curated record.
AUGACAAGCACAAACUCCAUCCAGAUUUUUCACGACAGGGUCGGGUGCAACGAAGAGGUCGCCUGCUGCGGUUUUAUGGUUCUAGAAAGCAGCCGCCCGCACAGAAUUGUUGAAGUCGACGACAAUAUCUUGUCGCGUUUUGAACUACAAAGAAACUCAUGCGUGGGCAAGACGAUCGAUUCCAUCACUGGAGAGAAGACUCAUUCCACCUGGACUUUCCUGCAUGGUAUCAAGCUGGCAAUGGAUCAGAUUGGAUCAGCCGUAUCCCUUACCAUCUCAUGUGCCAAGAGGAAGAAGGUCUGCAAGAAGCUCUUCGUUGUGGUUCAGCAACAAAGCGUGGGGGACAACCUUUCCAUCGCUGUAGUUGUUCCAUCGCCCUCGUUCUCUCAUUUCCUCGAGCCAGUCGUCAAGUCCUCCAGGCCCUCUUCUCCGCGUGACAGAUCAGAGAGAAGUGGAUCUGGCAAGCGCAAGCUCGAGGUCAGUGACAUGGAUCGACGUUUCGAGAGAACCAUCGUCCCCAGUGACCUGACUUUCACGCACUGUGCCCCCAUGACGAAGAAGGUCAAGACAUGCUUCGCAGAGGUUGCAGCUUCUUCUCCUCGUUCAGCCAUCGAGGUCACAACUUCGGCUUGCUACUUCGAUCCUGAGCUUGCUGUGAAGCGCAACAACUCUUUCAACAACUUUGAAAGCCUCUUGCUGCCCUGCGCAAGCGUUCCAGAUGCGCAGUACCAGCCAGCCAUCGUUGCUCCGUCCUUGGUGCAGAAUGAGCAGCUGGAUCUUUGCUACGAGACUUCUGAAUUCGACAGCAUCUCCACCGACGCCUCAUCGCUGGACCUCUAUCCGAGUCUCUGUGGUUAUGACUUCCUCGCACCCACGGAAAUGUCGUGCUUCGUAUUCCAGUAG